Batrachochytrium dendrobatidis JAM81 is the source of this 477-nucleotide messenger RNA. RefSeq lists its product as uncharacterized. Gene Ontology annotation, cellular component: nucleus; cytoplasm. Gene Ontology annotation, biological process: 'de novo' pyrimidine nucleobase biosynthetic process; CDP biosynthetic process; UDP biosynthetic process. The transcript has 3 exons. Gene Ontology annotation, molecular function: ATP binding; UMP kinase activity. The record is from RefSeq and is a predicted model, not a curated record. NCBI's taxonomy places the organism in Eukaryota, Fungi, Chytridiomycota, Chytridiomycetes, Rhizophydiales. The annotation marks the transcript as partial.
GGUCCAGGAGCUGGAAAAGGCACACAGUGCGCAAAACUUGUCAAAGAGUUUGGUUAUGUUCAUCUCUCUGCAGGUGAUAUUUUGCGUGAUGAGCGGAACCGUCAAGAUUCUCCCUAUGGCGAAUUGAUCAAUCGCUAUAUCAAGGAAGGACAGAUUGUGCCUAUGGAGAUAACUAUUGCUUUACUUCAUGCUGCUAUGAAGCAAAGCGGUAGUAAACGGUUUCUUAUUGAUGGAUUCCCAAGAAAAAUGGAUCAAGCACUCAAGUUUGAAGAAAUGGUUUGCAAGAGUAAGCUGGUCAUGUAUUUUGAAUGCCCAGAGGAAGAAAUGCUCAAGCGUUUGCUUAAGCGAGGCGAGACGAGUGGGCGUGUCGAUGAUAAUCUUGAAUCAAUUAAGAAACGAUUCCAGAUUUUCCAUGAAACAAGCUACCCUGUGAUUGAGUAUUAUGCAGCUCUCGGAAAAGUUCAAAAGGUAGAGUAG